AUGGCGCGCAUCGCCAGUCUCCAGGUUUACGCCCUGCGAGGUCCCAAGAUUGCGCGACCUCAUUGGACGGCCUUCUUUCCAGUACCUCCGGGAAAUGAGAUCUUAGUGCGUCUUCGCACCCAGCAGGGAUUGGAAGGUUUCGGCUUAGCCAGCAGCUACAGUGCCAUCGAACCCUUGGUGAAGCCCUGGCAGAGCGGGCUAUCUGAGCUGAUCCUGGGGGAAGAUGCCUUGGCCCCUGAGAGGCUGUACCAAAAGAUGUUCAGACUCACGGCCAACAAGGUGGCCAGUGAAAAAGGCUGGUCCCGAGAAGCUAUGAUACGUCUAAGCGCUGCAGUGGAUUUGGCAUGUUGGGACAUUGUGGGGAAGGCUGCCAACCUUCCUUUGUACAAACUCUUCGGUGGAUUUCGAGACGAAGUGCCAUGCUAUGCAACCUGUGGCUAUUACCGUGAAGGUAAGGAUGAGCAGGAGCUGCGAGACGAUUUGCAGAUGAUGGUGGACCAAGGUCAUACCGGUUUCAAGGUGAAAAUUGGUGGCCUUUCAUUGAAGGAUGACAUGGAGAGAUUGCGCGUCAUCCGCGAAGUCAUCGGAGAAAGGAAGGAUCUCAUGGUGGAUGUGAACCGCGCAUGGGACUUCAAAACGGCCUGUGAAGGUGUAAAGUUGCUGGAGGCCUUUAAUCCGCGCUGGCUGGAAGAACCCGUGGCCUGGGAAGACGACCGACGGCUGCUGAAACUCUUGGCGCAAAGGACCAGCAUUCCGCUGUCUGGUGGUGAGAGUGAGAACACGAGCUUCGGUUGUCGGUCCCUCUUGGAGGUGAUUGGACAACCAGUCGGGCGACCCAUUUAUGCGCAAGAUGACCGGAUGGGUGGCAAUUUAUUUGGCUAUGGCGGCUAUGGUGGCACCAAUAGCUGGAGCUCAGGCGCUCCCCCCACUCAAGACGAGCGAGGGGCAGGCACGGGCUGGAUGUUGUAUGCUUUGGGCUGCUUCCUUUGCCUUUGCUUUGGGCCCGUGGGCCCAUUGUUUUGGUUUGUCGUAGCUGGUAUGCACUAUUGUAAGCCUAGAGAAGUGCGAGAAAAUUUACCUCAAGAGGCACAAGUUGCGCGGGUCUCACUGAUGACAGCAGUUGGAUCGACUUGCAUGCUGGUGGCGAUUUUUAUGUUCCUAGCAUUUGUGGUGUAUCCCAACACCAGCGCAUGGCAGGGGCCAUUUGCUUGCGAGGAGCCCUGUCGCGACUGGGCCAUGUCCAGUUCCUCCCAGGAAUUGUUGGUGUGCCUGAACAAAAAUACCCAGCGCUGUGCUGCGCCCAACCGCAAUCGCUGUUGGGAUGAUGAGACCCUAUGCAGGCAGACAGUGACGUCCUCGGCCACGGAAUGCCCCCGGAGCUGCGACUCCUUCUCGGGCUUCGCUUCGCGGUCAGACCGAGCGGUUUGCUUCAACAAUGCGACUGCAGCGUGUUCAGAAUCAUCAUCCAGGGGAUGUUUUUCGACUGACUUCGUGUGUCGUCCCAUCUAG
Molecule: messenger RNA, 1509 nt
Organism: Cladocopium goreaui
Lineage: Eukaryota; Dinophyceae; Suessiales; Symbiodiniaceae
Source: the annotation of a GenBank genome assembly